Pedinophyceae sp. YPF-701 is the source of this 615-nucleotide messenger RNA. Lineage: Eukaryota; Viridiplantae; Chlorophyta; Pedinophyceae. The record is from the annotation of a GenBank genome assembly.
AUGAACGCUGCCAUCGGCUCCGCGGUGCCCUCCGUGGCGCGACGAGCAAGCCCUGGUGCUGCCCGGGUCGCCACCGCACUGCCUCGAGCGGGCGACAGACCAGCUCCGCGUUCGAAAGUGCUCGCCGCGAACCCUGGUAUCGAGGUCCAGAGUGACGGGUCGGAUCCGGGUCUCACGGUCGGCUAUGCGGGCAACACGCAGGCGAAGGGCUUGUUCGCGCGAUGGGGUGCGAAGCAGGCCCAGAUGAAGGCUCGCGUCGCCCAGUAUGGUUCGGCGGCAGUUCUGGCCUACGGGCUGAUCGACGCCAUCACGUACACGUCGUUCUUCUGCUUCGCGCUCAUCACGUACCAGGCGAAGAUGGGCGCGCCGCCGCAGACGGUCAAGCAGGUGGCCGCGGUGGUGCUGGCCAUGUGGGCCGGCAACAACGUCACGCGACCGUUCCGCGUCGCCGGCGCCGCCAUCCUCGCGCCCGCCGUCUCCAGGCUCCUCAAGGCCAUCACGAAGCGGUUCAACCUGCCGAACACGGGCGUCGCCUUCGCCGGCGUCGUCGCCGCCACGGCCGCGACCAGCAUUGCCAUCGUCGCUGCACUCUGGCUCUCGCUGGUCGGCGCCUAG